Molecule: messenger RNA, 1197 nt
Organism: Aspergillus aculeatus ATCC 16872
Lineage: Eukaryota; Fungi; Ascomycota; Eurotiomycetes; Eurotiales; Aspergillaceae
Product: mitochondrial 54S ribosomal protein uL22m
Exons: 2
Coding region: 1-1197 (398 amino acids)
Biological process (GO): translation; ribosome assembly
Cellular component (GO): mitochondrial large ribosomal subunit; ribosome
Molecular function (GO): structural constituent of ribosome
Source: RefSeq, a predicted model, not a curated record
AUGGCCUCAAUGGGUUCAAUCCAACCCUACGGGCACCUCAUCCGGUCAGCCCGGACCAACCUCACCUACGUGCCACGCCGCACCCUGACAUCAACAGUCAUCCGGUAUGCCCAGGAGGGUAACAAUGACAGCAACGCUCCCAACAACAACAAGCCCACCCCCGAGUCCCAGCCGCAGCAACAACCCUCCAAGCCGUCCGCCCUCUCCUCCAUCAAGAACUUCUUCUUCGGCGGCAGCAAAUCCGAUGCUCCGAAGCCCACGAUCCGCCCGGUCACCGCGCCCCCGAAACGCGAGGGCUCUCUCGGCACGGACUCUAUUUUCUCGGAGGAUGAAGCCGGCCCGAAGCUGAUCACCACCGGGCGCACUCCGACGAGCCGCAAGACCGCCAGCACCACCGGCACCGGCACCGGCGCCACCGCCGACGGGAACGGGCCCACGGAGGAGGAGCGGGCGGCGGCGGCGGCGCAGCGGACGUUCGCGGUCGAGAAGCGCGACCGGUCGAUGCUGCAGGCGGUGCUGGACCCGAAGCCGCGGACGCGGCUGCGGUGGGAGAAGAAGAUGGUGAUCCGCGAGGUGCGGCGCCGGGGCCGGCUGACGCGGGCGGAGCAGAUCAUGCGCACGGAGCGCGAGUCGUUGGUCAAGUCGCACUUCUUCAAGACCUCGAUCAAGAAGCUGGGCCCCCUGUGCCGCCAGAUCGCCGGCAAGAGCAUCGACGAGGCCAUCCUGCAGAUGCGCCUCAGCAAGAAGAAGGCCGCCAAGGAGGUCCUCGAGCACCUCAAGCACGCCAAGAACAUCGCCAUCGUCCGCUCCGGUAUGGGUCUGGGCGCCGUCGUCCCCAAGGUGGAGGCUGAGGAGGCCGAGGAGGCCGCUCCCAAAAAGCCCACCCCCCAGCCCGUCACCAUCACCCUCAAGGACGGCUCCAAGAAGACCAUCACCGACCCCACCGCCAUCUACAUCGACCAGGUCUGGGUCAACCGCGGUCCGUACGGAUACGAGGCCGACCACCGCGCCCGCGGUGUCAUCAACAUGAUGCGCCCUCCCCACACCGGUAUGUCCGUCCUGCUGAAGGAGGAGGCCACCCGCAUCCGGGAAUGGAAGGAGCGCGAGGCCCGCGAUCUCCGUCGCCGCAAGGCCCAGCUCUGGACCCCGCUCCCGGAUCGCCCCAUCACCCAGCAGAACCAGUACUACUCCUGGUAG